Molecule: messenger RNA, 1455 nt
Organism: Pseudo-nitzschia multistriata
Lineage: Eukaryota; Bacillariophyta; Bacillariophyceae; Bacillariales; Bacillariaceae
Source: the annotation of a GenBank genome assembly
CAAGCUGCUUCAACGGGGCAUUAGCGGAACCAUACGAGAUGGUGCCGAUGCCAUCAUCAUCUCCGGUAAGAGACGCGGCCAUGACAAGCUACAACACAUCAAGUACGUCGCCGAAUGGAGAAUAGGUGCAAACGCCCUCUUCAAGAGUUUUGUCCGGGAAUCGAUGAUUCGGGUGUUCCGUUCCCUGGCAUACAUCAGUUCGAACGAAGCACUCAAAACCGGAACGGGCCUCAAGCAGAGGAAGAGCACGUCGAAAUUGUAUCGGUACGACGGGCUUUACAAGAUAGUUCGUGUGAACCCUCCGAUCGGUAAGCGUUCUAGCUCCAACCAUUUGCCACAACACUGUUUGUCGGCCGCUUACAAGCUGGAUCACAUGUUGGCUCACGAUUCUCUUAACAUUCUUGAAUUGUUUCAAAGAUCCAAAAGGGGCGUUUGAAUUCUUUCUCACCCAUAGCAGAAUAGCUUCCAAUAAAAACGGAGGUGCUGUGUCUUUUGAAAACGUUGCGAAGCGGGUAAAUCGAAACCUAUUCGGGGCCAAGAGGCAAAAUGCAAUCCACAUUCCGCCGCCACCGCCACCGCCAACUCUUCUAUGUGCAACCACCACCGAUUCGAAGCGUUUGGAAAUAAAUCAAGAGCACAGCAUGGUUUCCAUUCCUAGUGGCAUUCCUCUUAAUCCGCUCUGGGCUAGAGACUAUGGACCAAUUGACCUGUCAUGGUGAGUUUCCCAUUGUGUUUUGGUGGACUACUGCUAGGUGUAAACUUUUCAUAUUUUAAUUUCGAAUCUGCCAUUACUCGUACUUUGUGGUGUGCAAGUUGUGCCACACUCCUUUUAUUGGAGAAGGAACUCUCCUGCAUGAACGCGCUUGCGUUUCAGCUACAAAAAAACAACAACAGCAUUAGCAAGAAACGAACGAGUGCUAGUUCUGAUUUGAUCCACGUCAGCGACGACAGAUUGCAAUCCGAGCCGUUCUCCAAACACGGACCCUCGAUCGAGAACCACAAUUAUCACCGUCGCAGCCAUUGUCACACGGUCUCAGCAACCUCUGCCGCUACUUUCGAUCGACCUCUUUCUGUUGUCGCGGGAUCAACGAACCACCCUAUACAAGGAGAUACGAAGUCGAAACCAACCAUAUAUAAAAAGACUGCGAAGAUUAAGACGACGGAUUGGCCGGAGAACACGCGGUGGCAAGACGGAAGAAGGUUCCGAAUCCGAAUGUACGAGCCGAUCCAAUUGCGAAAAACGAAACGAUCGCUUACGAGAAGAACGAGAAAGACGAAGGCGGAUGCUAGAAGAACUUUUGACAAUAGAAAGACGACGAGGGCGAUGGUAGCAAAGGCGAAGAGACUGACCAGAAGCAGUUCGAAGAAGACUUGAUAGGAACCAAUUCAAUGCAUUCGAGUACUAUAGCAUUAUGAAAAUAUCAUUGUACUAUACGCUACACUAUUACUUUAGAA